AGAGCGCGAGUGGCCGCCGCCGGCGCCGCCGGUGCCGCUGCCCGCCCCGCAGCAUGCGGGCGGCGGAGCCGGGGCUCGCAGCGCGGCUCCCCGCGCCCGGUCCCGCGCCAUGGUGACGGGCUCGGCGCUGGGAAACCGCAGCCGGGACCGAGCUGCGCCGCCGCCGGCCCCGCGCCCCUCGGUGCCGCCGCCGGGGCGGUGCGGCGGGGCGGCGGCGGCGGCGGCGGCGGCGGUGCUGGCGGGGCUGUGCGCGCUGUGCUACGGCAACUCGCUGCGGGGAGAGUUCGUGCACGACGACGUCUGGGCCAUCGUCAACAACCCCGACGUGCGGGCGGCCGCCCCCGUGGCCGCCGCUUUCACCAACGACUUCUGGGGGAAGCGGAUGGCGGAGAACACCAGCCACAAGUCCUACCGGCCCCUCUGCGUCCUCACCUUCAAGUUAAACAUCUUGCUGGCUGGAAUGAACCCCUUCUAUUUCCACGCGGUGAAUGUAAUUCUACACUGUCUGGUGACUCUCGUGCUGAUGUAUACUUGCGACAAAGCUGUGUUCAAGGACUGUCGACUUGCUUUUGUCACAGCGCUGUUCUUUGCUGUGCAUCCCAUUCACACCGAGGCUGUAACAGGUAUAGUAGGCAGAGCAGAUGUCCUUGCCUGUCUACUCUUUCUGUUGGCUUUUCUCUCCUAUAAUAGGAGUGUGGACCAGCUUUAUGUUGGGGAACAUUUCCCUCCCACUGCCUCCCCAUUCUUUUUGCUGCUUAGUUUAUUCCUUGGGACGUGUGCAAUGCUCGUGAAAGAAACUGGAGUCACUGUGUUUGGUGUGUGCUUGGUAUAUGACUUCUUUUCCCUCUCCUGCAAUGGCCUCAAACUGAGGAAUGGGGGCACCCACACAAGACCUGUCCGGCAUCCUGCAGCUUCACUCCCUGCCUCGCUGCCAGUCCAAUCCCGGGAGAAUGGGAAGCAUCGCUUUGCUCACAGGACUGCCUGGAGCUCCUGCCACCCCGAGGAGCCGCGCAGCGGUGGCCUUCCUGUACCCAGCAAAGCUAUCUGGGCUAUUCGCAGCUACCUGACUGCAAAUAACAAUGAGAAUUUCUUGUACACUGCAAGACCUUUUUUGAAGAGAGCUGCUCUGGUAAUAAGCUAUGUGAUUCUCAUUUUGUAUUUCCGUCUCUGGAUAAUGGGAGGAUCCAUGCCAAUGUUUUCAGAACAGGACAAUCCAGCUUCAUUCUCACCCCAUUUGCUGACGAGGUUUCUGACUUACUCAUACCUCCUGGCCUUCAACGCGUGGCUUCUGCUGGCACCCAUUACCCUGUGCUAUGACUGGCAAGUCGGCAGUAUUCCUCUGGUUGAGUCUGUCUGGGAUGUGAGGAACUUGGCCACUGUCUUCCUGGUGCUGGUGCUGGUGUUACUCAGCCUUCACUGCCUAGCUGAGUUCAAGAAACUGGAACACAAAGAAGUUUUGGUUGGCUUGUUGUUCCUGGUUUUCCCCUUCAUCCCAGCCAGCAACCUCUUCUUCAGGGUGGGAUUUGUGGUGGCAGAGCGAGUCCUUUACAUGCCGAGUAUGGGAUACUGCAUCCUUUUUGUCCAUGGUCUGAAAAAGCUGACUACAUGGUUAAAUAAGUGGAGAAUUACUGUUCUGACUCUCUUUGCUUUACUGCUGCUGCUGUUCUCUUGGAAGACCGUGAAACAGAAUGAAAUCUGGCUCUCCAGAGAGUCCCUGUUCAGUUCAGGGGUGAGGACUCUACCCCACAACGCCAAGGUGCACUACAACUAUGCCAACUUUCUGAAAGACCAAGGCCGUAACAUCGAAGCGAUCUACCACUACAAGACUGCUCUCAAACUGUACCCUCGUCAUGCAAGCGCUCUCAACAACCUGGGGACGUUGACCAAAGACGUGGUGGAAGCAAAGGACUACUAUAGACGGGCCCUUCAGUUAAACCCUCAGCACAAUCGAGCUCUCUUCAAUCUUGGCAACCUGCUCAAGUCCCAAGGGAAGAAGGAGGAAGCUGUAAUCUUACUGAGGGACUCCAUCAAAUAUGGCCCAGACUUCGCAGAUGCCUACUCAAGCCUGGCCUCACUGCUGGCUGAACAGGAACGGCUGAAGGAAGCAGAGGAGGUCUACAAGGCUGGCAUAGAGAAUUGUCCAGAGAGCUCUGAUCUGCACAACAACUAUGGUGUAUUCUUGGUUGAUACUGGGGCUCCCGAGAGAGCCGUGUCCCACUACAGACAGGCCAUCCACCUGAGCCCCACGCACCACGUCGCCAUGGUCAACCUGGGCAGGCUUCACCGCUCCCUGGGUCAGAACAAAGAGGCUGAGGCAUGGUACAAGCGGGCACUGAAGGUAUCCCGCAAGGCUGAAAUCCUCUCCCCGCUGGGGGCUCUGUACUACAACACGGGGCGAUACGAAGAAGCUUUGCAAGUUUACAGAGAAGCAGCAUCACUGCAGCCUUCAAACAAAGAGACCCGACUGGCUCUGGCCCAGGUGUUAGCAAUGAUGGGGCGGACAAAGGAAGCAGAGAAGAUGACAAACCAUGUACUUGAUGAAGAUGUGGAGUGUCUGGAGUGCUACCGCCUUCUGUCAGCCAUCUACAGCAAGCAGGAGCACUAUGCUAAGGCACUUGAAGCUAUAGAUAAAGCUCUUCAGCUAAAACCAAAGGAUCCAAAAAUCAUAUCAGAGCUCUUCUUCACUAAAGGAAACCAGCUGAGAGAACAGAAUCUCCUUGAUGAGGCUUUUGAGAACUAUAAACGGGCUGUGGAGCUCAACUCUGACCAAGCUCAGGCAUGGAUGAAUAUGGGAGGCAUUGAGCACAUCAAGGGAAACUACAUCACUGCCCGUGGCUACUAUGAGAAAGCUUUGCAGCUGGUACCAAACAGCAAGUUGCUGAAGGAGAAUCUGGCCAAGCUCGAUCGCUUGGAGAAGAGGUUUCAGGAAGUCCAGGAGAAAGAUCAGACAUAGCAUUCAGUCUCACCAGUGGAAAGAAACUCAUACCCCUUGGAGAAGAAUGCGGUGGAAGCCUAUUGCUCUAAGUGACACUGAAGGAAUUUUGGCAGGACUCAGCAUUAUGGAAGGCAAUUUUUGAAUGCAUGCUUACAUUUGAUCAAAUAACAGGAGGCACUCAGCUCCUGUGGGACGUGCUGGAGAACAAAUUAAAACCUUCCUUUAAUCAAGAUUUAUGUUUAGGCUGAACCCAUUUUAAUCACACCGUGAGUGGUGAGACAUAUAACUCCAAUAUCAUGGUUAUCACUGAGGAAGCCAUGGGGACAAAGCACUCAUUCAUCGAAGCAGGGGUGAAGUAGCACUUCCUGUUACUCAACACAGGCUUACCUUGUCCACAGAGGGGGUACCACCGAUGGGCUUUGUUCCAAGUACCACCAGAUCCAUCUGAGCCAGGAAGGAUGGUCCUAUAGGUCACAUAAAAAGGUUUCAAGGGGUUGAUGGUGAAGAAUAUGAGGUGGCCACUCAUACAGCUCUAAAUGUGACUUGAAGGUGAUUCUCAAGAGAGGGAAAGCAGUAUCUGAAUACCACCCUUGAAGGAUAAUUGAACAAGUGGGACAAAUGACCCUUAGAGGAAAAACCUCAGCUGAAUGUUUUAUGCAUACGAUAGUCAUUUUGUAAUAAUUCAGGUACAUUAUAUCAGUAUUGUCAAAUACCAUAUAGCUUUACCCUUUGCUCUCUCCCUGCAGGCCAAAUAAUUACACUCUGCAAAAAUGGAAGUAUUCAAAGGCAUUGAGAAACUCUAGGAUUACUUGUCUUCCUGUCCAGUCCCCAGUAAAAAAAAAAAAAAACAAUAACAAAACAAAACCAAUAAAACUGAUUGGUGUAGGAGGUAAAGUAAAGCCACAGAACUAUUAGGGAAGAUUUGGCAGGCUGGGAAGGUACUAAGGAGAAUUUUUAUGGGUGUGCAGGGACAAAGCCCAUUCAUCAUGGUGAUAACACUGACAAAACACUUUGUCAAAGUGUUCUCACCCCCUCCCCUAAGAGAUGCAGAAAAUAAGCUAUAGCUAAUCAGUCAUAAAUCUCUAUUUUUAAAUACUGAAAUGGGGAAAAAAAAAAAAGUUCUCUUCAGAAUUGGGGCUUUUAUUUUUGAGCUUUAUUUAUUUAACUUAUAGUCAAAUGAUUAAUAUAUUUUCUCUGUUUUAUAUGAAUUGGACAAUGUCAUUCACAGCUGGCCAUGUGGCUGGGCUUUGUCACUUGUAUUGUCUGAAGUCAGAAAAAUGCAGCGGCACUGAAGUGUGCUUGAAUAAUUGCCCCUGAUGAUAAUUCUAAAGUAAAUGACUGUGGAGCACAUUGGGCCAAACUUCAUCACAGUAACAGCACUGCUGCUCGUUCUGUUUGUACCAGUUUAGAGGAAGCAUGAAUGGUUGGUGGUGUUGUGCUUGGUGGUCCUGCCUUUGGAUUUAGGCAUUAGGGUAGGUCACCAAUUUGUUCUACUUGCUGCAGAAAACUGCCCUAAAACAUGUAUUGAAGCUUGGUUGUGCCCAGUCCCUGCAGAGGAGCAGCCCGGGGUUUGGCAUUGAUGCAUGUCUUGUCAGGAAGAGCCUGUGUGGCAGUGACUCCGUAUAUUGCCCACGUUUAGUUAGUGGUGGCCAUGACAGCCCUGUGCUGGCUUCACUGGCUUCAUUUACAAAACUUGGUGUCUUGCUGCUGCUGUUGGUCAAAGUAUUGAUGAAAAGCAGCUGCAUUUGAUGCUAAGAGGGAAUCCAGAGCAGCAUAGGCAUCUGUUCUGCUAUAGUCUGGGGACCAUCUAGACCCAUGGAGAGGCUGGAGUUGUGAGGUGCCAGGCCCUGCAUCCCAGUAAGGCCAAGACCAAGGAGAUAGCCGGUGCUUGCAGUUUGGCAGAGGCCAGCUCCUCAGGCUGGGGGGAGGAGGAGGCCAUUGGUGGGAGAAAAUGCUGACCUAUUUCUGGGCUUUCUUCCUUCAAACCAGCUUUGUUAAUCCCAAGGGAGCAGCUGGGACCAAGAGUAAGCCUCUCCCUGGUGGAUUUUCCCUCCUCCUUCCAGCCUCCUUGCCUUUUGGGGAUGAGGGUGGGUUUGAGGAUGUGGGGAUGGAUCAGCAGCAGCUCUUGUCUGGUUGCACAACUUUUAUAGCCAUAGACUAGCUGACCUAACAUUUCUGCCAGUUCCCAGUGCCAGUGCUGCAGUUGAUGCCUUGCACGGAGUAGCUUUGCAAAGCCCAGUCAGUGCCAGGGGACCUACUAGCAGAAUCCUGUGGGAUGCUGGGUGGGGAAAACCAGCACACAGAUGGCCUCUGAGAGCUAUUGGUCUCCACCACACAUAGCAAAGCUGUAGAGGGUUCAUAACCAAGAUAUUCAGAGGUACCUGGACCAUACUGAGCAGCAGGGAAAAAUAGCCAGGGCCUAGCCAAGAACCACAGGCUCUUCUCAUCACGGUCAGGUAAAGUGCCCUGCCUUUCUCCAGACAUGUUCACCAAAGGGCUGGCUGACUGCUGUGCUGCUGGGGAGCAGCAAGGUUGGGGCCAGAAGGGAUGUGUCUGGUGCAGACCCUGACACGGUGCUGUGCAGAGACCCUGCUAGGAGGCUCUGACACCCAGUGAAGCAGGAAAUGGGCCAGGGGAGAUGUAUAUCAUCUAUAAAGUUUGCCUCAUAAAGACAUAUUAAAUAAAUACUAUAUAUUCUACAAGCCGCACAAUAGUGUUGCUUUAAAUUGUGUCCAAUUAAACAUAUUUUUUCAAAUAAAAAAAGAAGUUGUAUUUUUUAUAACAGUGCUUUGUGAGGGGAAUGAUUUGGUUUUUGUGUUUAUAACCUUAGCGUAAGACUUCAUUUGUCUUUCUUGAGAGACCUGAUACAAAUGUCUUGUUCUCCUAGAAUCCAGUCAAAGCCAUCUUGGCUUCCUAAAGCUGGUACACACGUGUCAGUACGAUAAAGCCUUGGGUGCCCCCUCCCAGAUCCUGGAAAAGGAUUACCAUUUUGGUAAUGCUGUCUUCCUUGCAGAAUAACUUAGAAAGAUCAGACUCUCCUUCCAGUGAGGGAGGCAGGUUGGCUGGAAGGCGUGUCGCAUGUUCAUCCAGUCUCCUGAAAGAGGCUAUAACAUAUUCAUGUAGAAUAAUCCCAGCUGAACCGGUUAUGUUUCUGUGACGAAAGAGUGUGUUUAUGGUCGUUACUGAGAGAAGGGUGGUUAAUGACCCCCAGAUUCCCGAAGCAGCACUUUAUAUCCCAUCUAUGCAGGAUGAUGGUCUGCGAGUUGGCAGAGUAUCUGGAGAGCGAUUCAGGCUAUGAGCUACCAAAGCAGUUAAACGCUCGCGAAGUUUUGAGUUGACUCCCUGUCUCAUUGGCUCCCAUGCUAAAAUGCUGUGUUUAUUCAGGACAUUAAUCUUGUAAAAGAUUUAUUGCAGGUAAAGAAGAGCAAUGGAAUAUAAUAUGAAAUGGGUUACCUCCACCAAAAGAGAAUACGAUUGUGAAAGAUAAAUAGAGCGACUUACUUUGUGAUAAACUGGGUAUUACCCAAAUUAAUCAUAGGAAAUGUCCUCUUCUUCUAGCUCUGCAUGGCUCAUAAAAUAAUGAAUUAUAAAUACAUUGUUUUCUGCCAACUGCGGUGCUCAGCGUGGUUAGCAGAGAUUACAAAUUAAUAAAUGGCUGAAACUCGACGUAGUGGAGGGGAGUUUGUUCCUUGUGUAAGUUGCGUUGGCUAAACCUCAAUGCUCACCAAUAUUAAAGUGGAGAAUUAACUCAAAGCUGGUGAGACAGCUCCUGUCUAAUGCUCACCGUGCAUUUUAAUCCUAAAUGAAAAACAUAAUUGUGUUGCUUUUUCCUUUCCCCAUGAAUAACAUUUUCAGCUGAUGGAUUUUGUUUUACUUUAUUGCUUAUUUAAGGUCCAACAUUCUUUGCUUCCAUUCCUUUUCCAUCCCCUGGGACAAAUGAUGCAAUGGAGGGGAUAUUUUAUCUCUUUCAGAGAUUGCUUGAGCUUGACUUUCCUAAAAACAUGCAGGCAACUUAUUUUGGUCCAACAGUAAGUGAAUGCAGCAGUGAGAAUAGCCUUUGUCCCAGAAGUCUCAAUGAGGAUGGAGGGCAUGUGCGUGCAAGCAGGCACGUGGGUGUAAAGGAGUCAAAGUUGAAUGAUUCAAAAUAAAGAGCCCAACUUGUAGGGGAAGCUGGACACCCCUUAAGCUGUCUAAACAAGCAUCUCAAGCUUCUCAGCAUUAUGAAACCAAGACAAACAUGGUAUACAGUAUUUGGUGAAGGAAGAUAACGGUCAUUGUAAUUCUAAUGAUUAGGCCUUCUGGAAUGUAAUUGUAUGAUUUUUUUGCCCUGUUUGCCCUCCAAACUGGUGGAGCAGUUGGCGUGUGCGUAAGUCUCCAGAAAGUAUACGUGCAUUGAAUUGACCAAGUGCUGGAUUGCUGUUAUUCAUCUAUGAGAUUAUGUGCAAUCUUUGGGAAAAUCGAGCCCCUGGAGGCUUUGUCUCCCCAACCUUCACCCUCCUGCAGCAAUUUCAAUACACACCAUUUUGCUUUCAUGUACAUUUUAAACCCAGCAGCAAAAAAAAAAAAAAAAAAAAAAAGAAAGAAAGAAAAAAAAGGAAAAAAAAUAGAGCUUGGCAUUCACUGGUGUUCCAUUGUGGCAGAGUUGCUUCGGAUAAUCUUGCUAACUUUGUGUAGAACUUCAUUGCCAUGUUCCUACAGACUUGCUGAAGUUUUUCUUCUGGCAAAUACCCGUGGUGAUGUCCUAUGUAAAACUUACAGCUUCUACAACCGUACUACUGCAGAAAUCUCUGCCCAGAGUGGACGUCACACCCUCUGCGUGCUCCUCUGUUUGGGAGUUGUUUGCGUUGGCUGUUGUUCAUACGGUUCCUAUUUCUGUAUCUGAUUUUUUAACAUCAGUUAUGCGUAUCUUUUCGAAAGAAAACAAGAGAGCAGCCCAUGGAUUAGAAGUCUUACAAAUAAAUUCACUCUCGGCAGCUGGAUGUACGUCAGCGGUACAGGAAUUUGCAAGUCUUUGCUUUUCUCGCUGUGGACGUACAGCUAGAUUUCACAUACAGGAGUUGUGCUCGAAUUUCUUUGCGAAAGAAAAUGUAUGUAAAUGUCUAUUUUAUAUAAAAAGUAAGAAAAGCGA
Messenger RNA from Gallus gallus (chicken), 8063 nucleotides. It is a transcript of the gene TMTC1, whose product is annotated as transmembrane and tetratricopeptide repeat containing 1. NCBI's taxonomy places the organism in Eukaryota, Metazoa, Chordata, Aves, Galliformes, Phasianidae. Gene Ontology annotation, biological process: protein O-linked glycosylation via mannose. The transcript is spliced from 20 exons. The record is from RefSeq and is a predicted model, not a curated record. Gene Ontology annotation, molecular function: mannosyltransferase activity; protein binding. The coding region runs from base 110 to 2953 and encodes 947 amino acids.